Diabrotica balteata is the source of this 778-nucleotide messenger RNA. NCBI's taxonomy places the organism in Eukaryota, Metazoa, Arthropoda, Insecta, Coleoptera, Chrysomelidae. The record is from the annotation of a GenBank genome assembly.
CGAAAAUGUAUCUUAACAUUUCGACAUUUUGUAUAACGCUUUCCUUCCUUUUGGUUGUUGUGUUUUCCACGAAAACACAAAAAUCAGCUUUACUAACAAAACGACGAUUUAUCCCCAAAAAGACUGUAUGUGACCUCAACCAACUUUGUACGAAUUCCACCGCAUAUCCGAAGAUUGCUAUAAAAAGACUGCUCAAAAGAAACAAAAAACAAUUCGGUUACCUUGCAGGAUCUGUGAUUGCGCCCGCCUUUGAUUUUACCAGUGAUAUUCUACGAGCUCCAGAAAUUGAAGAAAAUAUGUGUAGGACCAAGAAAAUAUCCAUGACACCGAAAGUAGCUUUCGAUAUUAAGAAGAACAGGAAGUAUAUUGUAAAUGUCGAAGAUUUUCAGCAGAUCAUAACCUAUGAGACUUGCGUAGACCUUGGAGAAUCAUGCUUUGGAAAUAGUGCCAUUCCCAACGACUUCGAGACACUUUGUAAGCAAGCGUACACCGUUGUCAGAUUGCUAAGCGUAACACACACUGGUAAAUUAGAAUACAGCUAUUUCCCAGUUCCCAGCACUUGCGUUUGUUCGUACAGAAAACUUAAUGAUUAUGGUUAGGAUAAACAAUUUGAUUGUAUCGUUAACACCGUGUUCAAUUUGCUGUUCUCUUUAAUUCGAGAGAGCUGACAAGCUUGGUUUAGAACAAUACAUAUGUGUGAAUUUUUUAAGUGAUAAAAACCUUUUAUUUAUUUUAGUUAUAAGUUUGCGGUAUUAUUAAAAUAAAAAGUAACUGUAUA